Molecule: messenger RNA, 1793 nt
Organism: Cercospora beticola
Lineage: Eukaryota; Fungi; Ascomycota; Dothideomycetes; Mycosphaerellales; Mycosphaerellaceae
Source: RefSeq, a predicted model, not a curated record
UGGCUGGGAAUUCGUAUUUCGUGAGAGACCAUGGAUGUGUUCGACGAUUUCCACCGUUGUGCUUCAUGUGUGCAGCCUAAUCGCACCUGCCGAACAUGUGUCCUUCGCGACCGUUGGCGACAGAACUUCACAUCCGCGCGUGCAGGCGACGGUGAGGUAAGUUUUCUUCCGAUUCCUUCUUCCCACCCUGUUCAUCUUCUUCAUCCCCUGCCAUCGCCACGCCAGACCAGACCGCCGGGCCUUGCCAGCCGCCAAUGGAGCAACGACGACGUGAACUCGCCCACCUCGUUGGGUGGGCGAGGUUUGAACUCGCGGCUAACGAUGUCCUCCCAGGUGAACGGCACUUCGCCCACAUCUCCAACCUCGCCGCCUACCUCCUCGCCCUCGAGAUGGCCGGCGACAUCCCCGAGGCAGUGCGCCAACUGCGGGAGCUCCGUCUCCACGAGGCCGACAACGCAACCAUGUGUCGCCUCUUCUGCUCCGUCUCGCGCGUCCACGAAGAGAUAAAGCGCUACCUGGAGGGCCUGCAGUCGCCACAACAGACCACAGAGCGCGCAAUGCCCGAGAUCCAGACCAUCAACAUGCAGAUGCGGACGUACCGCGAGAACUUGAGAGAACAUGGCCAACAAGCCCGAGAGCUCAAUGUCCCAGCCCAUCACGGCCAGCACAACCCAUUUAAGCUGGAGAUCCAAGUCGUCCACACGCAGCUCGAGAGAUUCAGAGACAUCUUCACCACCCUCGCAGCAACAUUGGAAUUGCUGUCGAUGACCUUUUGCGAACAGCUGUACCACCCAGCGCUUGCCAGCCUCGAGGACGGAGAGUUGUUGACCGUCAAAGGUGCUCUAGACUUCAUGAACAUGCGCAUGGAAAUCCUGUAUGACACCGCGCAGAACGACAAGGCAUGCACGCAGCAGAAGAUUGAAGUGUGCGACCACUUGUUCAAGAAGGCUGCCGACGAGCGCGCUGCCCGUCAACAACAAAAGUCUGCAGCGAGCAGCACUACUGCCAAGACGGCCGAGAUCACGCACAAGACACCACAGAACUCUGCCGAGCAUGAAGCACAGCGAGUCGAGGCACUCCGGACUGAGCUGAAAGAGACACUGCCUGCUCCCAAGACUGCUUAUCGUCGCAGACCUCCGGCGCUCAAGCCCGCAACCAGAGACGCGUCGAGAAUUCCUACUCCAGACCUAGCAACUCGCGCUCAACAAGACGACGAAGAGUUUCCGGCCGCGAGCCAAGCACCAAGUAUUCAAUAUGGCGCCCCUUCCAACUACUCUGGCAUUCUGAGCGCGCCAUUGCCACCAGCCAACGCCAUGAUGUCGUUUAGUGCAGUAGAAGAACAAGUACACAGACGCGGCCAACACAACCGGGCUGCCACGAUCGAGCCGAGCAACUACAUCGCCGAAGAGGGCAUCGCAGGUCCGCCUCAGCUGGGAUCCGUUGUCAGAACCAGACGCAGCGGGCAGAGUCGGCCGCGCAUCUUCACCGGCUCAUUCAACGCGCUGGAGAAUGGCAUGCAGCAACUGCACCUUGUCGAGAAUUACGGCACCACGACCCGCGAAGCGACAGAGCGUACAGGCAGGCAUGGACCUAUCGUUGUUCGUGACUUUGCGACACCCUCCGGAUCAGGCACGCCAGUCACUAGCAUUCCACCAAGCCCAGUCACUCUGUCGCACCGUCACGAUGCCAGACUUGGCCGCGAGCACGAGAACCAGGAUCGUGUCGUUGACCGUCGUCCGCGCCCAGAGCCCCCCCGGCAGGAACAACAACGACCGGCCACGCAGCAGUUCUAG